CUGUUAUGUAAUUAGGCUGCAGCAUGUGUCCGGCUGAGGGCUGGAAAUAAAGAGCAACGGUAUCCACCCGGUCGCUCUUUUCCACCAAGUAGGGAGGACCUGGGUUUGAACUGGCGGGGAAGCUUGUGAGGUCCAAGGAUGAAGAUCGCUGUGAUUGGUCAGAGUCUGUUUGGCCAGGAGGUUUACAAGGAGCUGAGGAAGGAGGGCCACACCAUCGUAGGAGUCUUCACCAUCCCUGACAAGGAUGGCAAGGCCGACCCACUGGCUGCCGAGGCAGAGAAGGACGGCGUGUCCGUGUUCAAGUUCCCCCGCUGGCGUGUGAAGGGCCAGGCCAUCCCAGAGGUGGUGGCCCAGUACAAAGCCACGGGCGCCGAGCUCAAUGUCAUGCCCUUCUGCUCCCAGUUCAUCCCCAUGGAGGUCAUCGACCACCCGAAGCACGGAUCCAUCAUCUACCACCCCUCGCUGCUGCCUCGCCACAGGGGCGCCUCCGCCAUCAACUGGACGCUGAUCCACGGCGACAAAAAGGGCGGCUUCACGGUGUUCUGGGCUGAUGACGGACUGGACACCGGGCCGGUCCUGCUGCAGAGGGAGUGUGACGUGGAGCCCAACGACACCGUCAACACCAUCUACAAGAGGUUUCUGUUCCCAGAGGGAGUGAAAGGCACCGUGGAGGCGGUGAGGCUGAUCGCGCAGGGGAAAGCUCCCAGGAUCCCCCAGCCAGAGGAGGGGGCCACAUACGAGUGCAUCCAGAAAAAAGACAACGCCAAGAUCGACUGGAACCAGUCGGCUGAAGCUCUGCACAACUGGAUCAGAGGGAACGACAAAGUGCCUGGAGCCUGGGCCGAGGUUGACGGACAGAAAGUGACUUUCUAUGGCUCCAGUCUGGUGGAUAACGGCACCACGGCUAACGGUCAGCCUCUAGACAUCCCAGGAGCGAGCCGCCCCGGCCUGGUCACCAAGUCGGGCCUGGUGCUUUUUGGCAACGACGGCAAGGCGUUGUUGGUGAAGAACCUGCAGUUUGAGGAUGGGAAGAUGAUCGCGGCGGCUCAGUACUUUCGCUCCGGCAGUAGUGCCGCCGUGGAGCUGACAGAGGAGGAGAAGGCUUUCGCUGAACAGAUGAGGGCGGUGUGGCAGAGCAUCCUGACCAACGUCGCUCAGAUCGAGGACUCCACCGAUUUCUUCAAGUCCGGCGCUGCUUCCAUGGACGUGGUCAGGCUGGUGGAGGAGGUGAAGCUGCGGGCCAGCAGCUGCCAGCUGCAGAACGAGGACGUCUACAUGAACACCUCCUUCCAAGACUUCAUCCAGAUGUGUGUGAGGAAGCUCCGCGGCGAGGACGACGAAGAGGAGCUGGUCGUCGACUACGUGGAGAAAAACAUCAACAACAUGACCGUCAAGAUGCCUCAUCAGCUGUUCAUCAACGGAGAGUUCGUGGAUGCCGAGGGAGGGAAGACCUACAAGACCAUCAACCCCACCGACGGCACGGCCAUCUGCGACGUGUCUCUGGCCCAGAUCAGCGACGUGGACAAGGCCGUGGCCGCCGCUAAGGAGGCCUUCGAGGAGGGCGAGUGGGGCAAAAUGAACCCAAGGGACCGAGGCAGACUCAUCCACAAGCUGGCUGACCUGAUGGAGGAGCACCAGGAGGAGCUGGCCACCAUCGAAGCCAUCGACUCCGGGGCGGUUUACACUCUCGCCCUCAAGACCCACGUCGGCAUGUCCAUCCAGACUUUCCGCUACUUCGCCGGCUGGUGCGACAAGAUCCAGGGCUGCACCAUCCCCAUCAACCAGGCCAGGCCCAAUCGCAACCUCACCUUCACCAAGAGGGAGCCAAUCGGAGUGUGUGCCAUCGUGAUUCCCUGGAACUAUCCUCUGAUGAUGCUGGCUUGGAAGACGGCCGCCUGCCUGGCAGCUGGAAACACGGUCGUCCUCAAACCCGCUCAGGUCACACCGCUGACAGCUGUGAAGUUUGCUGAGUUAGCUGCCAGGGCAGGAUUUCCCAAGGGCGUGAUCAAUAUUCUUCCUGGAUCAGGCUCCCUGGUGGGUCAGCGCCUGUCUGACCACCCUGACGUCCGUAAGCUGGGCUUCACCGGCUCCACCGAGAUCGGCAAACACAUCAUGAAGAGCUGUGCCGUCAGUAACGUGAAGAAAGUGUCUCUGGAGCUCGGAGGAAAAUCGCCGCUCAUCAUCUUCAGCGACUGUGACAUGGACAAGGCUGUGCGCAUGGGCAUGAGCUCUGUGUUCUUCAACAAGGGCGAGAACUGCAUCGCGGCUGGCAGACUGUUUGUGGAGGAGUCCAUUCACGACCAGUUUGUGAAGAGAGUGGUUGAGGAGAUGAAGAAGAUGAGGAUCGGCGACCCGCUGGACCGCUCCACAGAUCACGGCCCCCAGAACCACAAAGCCCACCUGGACAAGCUGGUGGAGUACUGCCAGACCGGAGUCAAGGAGGGCGCCACCCUGGUUUGUGGCGGCAAACAGGUGCAACGUCCAGGUUUCUUCUUCGAGCCCACGCUGUUCACCGAUGUGCAAGACCACAUGUACAUUGCUCAAGAGGAGUCGUUUGGGCCUGUCAUGAUAAUCUCCAAGUUCAAGAGCGGCGAGGUGGACGACGUCCUGAGAAGAGCCAACGCCACAGAGUACGGUCUGGCGUCAGGCGUUUUCACACGGGACAUCAGCAAAGCGUUGUACGUCAGCGAGAGGCUCAACGCCGGCACAGUCUUCGUCAACACCUACAACAAGACGGACGUGGCCGCGCCUUUCGGCGGCUUCAAGCAGUCCGGCUUCGGCAAAGAUCUGGGACAAGAGGCUCUCAACGAGUACCUGAAGACGAAGGCGGUGACCAUCGAGUAUUAAGGCUAUGAAGACGAAUACCUGCACCGAUGAUGGAGUGCUACAUCAGAAAACUGAGGAUGGAUGCAGUUGUGUCUAAUGCAUAGAUAUUAACAGAUAUGGAGAGGGAUCUGCAGGUACAUGUGAUAACACCGACACGCUGAUAUAAUUAACACCUCAACAAGCUCGUAGUCUCGAUUAAAUUUUAUGUACGUCCUCGCGGAACAGCUCAUGUCAGCCGAGCUGCUCCUCUCUCCCUGUUUGUGACGGCUGACAGCGACCAGUGCCUUAACAUUUGUCUAACUCACAUGAAUGUACAACCCCAUCAGUCUCACACCAAUGAGCCACAGUGUGAUCAGUGUAAGUAUUGCCCUGAACUUUGUUUAUAGAUGUAGUCAGACACUGACCUUGGAGACCGUUUUGUAAUCACUGUGAUAGGGAAAUCGAACAAAUUGUAUUAAUUAUCUCAUAUGGCUUGCAUUAGGUCAGUGCAAUCUGAUGACAUGUAACAUUUCUAAUAGACUUCUGGUUCUUAUUGAUGAAAAACUCCUUUUUCCGCCUUUUUCCGACACUGAUUGGGAAACGUCGAAACGCAGUGGGUAGAAAACGGGUGUCGAAACUCAUUCAAUGCAUUGGACUCCUUUUGACUGAAUUAAAUUCCUGUUUACAAGCUGAA
Myripristis murdjan (pinecone soldierfish) is the source of this 3499-nucleotide messenger RNA. RefSeq names its product aldehyde dehydrogenase 1 family, member L1 (gene aldh1l1). The transcript is spliced from 23 exons. Gene Ontology annotation, cellular component: cytoplasm. Bases 139 to 2847 code for a protein of 902 amino acids. Gene Ontology annotation, molecular function: formyltetrahydrofolate dehydrogenase activity; oxidoreductase activity, acting on the aldehyde or oxo group of donors, NAD or NADP as acceptor. Gene Ontology annotation, biological process: biosynthetic process; one-carbon metabolic process; 10-formyltetrahydrofolate catabolic process. The record is from RefSeq and is a predicted model, not a curated record. Lineage: Eukaryota; Metazoa; Chordata; Actinopteri; Holocentriformes; Holocentridae.